This is a messenger RNA of Myotis myotis, 3532 nucleotides long. RefSeq names its product BCL2 interacting protein 5 (gene BNIP5). NCBI's taxonomy places the organism in Eukaryota, Metazoa, Chordata, Mammalia, Chiroptera, Vespertilionidae. The record is from RefSeq and is a predicted model, not a curated record. The coding region runs from base 973 to 2946 and encodes 657 amino acids. The transcript is spliced from 12 exons.
CCGAGUCCCUGUAGGUUUGCGGUGUGUGUGCAUGCUUCUGUGACACACGAGUGUCUGAGCCCGUUCGGGCUGCUGUAGCACAGAGCACAGGAACUUCUUCCUCACGCUUCUGGAGGCGGGAAGGUUGAGGUUGAGGUGCUGGCAGGUUCGGUGUUUGGCGGAGGUUUCCUGGUUCAUAGACAGUCACCUGCCCUCUGUGCCCCCACGUGACGGGAGUGGCAAGGGAGCCCCCGGUGUCCUUUAUAAGGGACACUAACCUGGUUCAUGAGGCCUGUGCUCUUGUGGCCUAAUCACCGCCCAGAGGCCCCGCCUCCUAAUACCAUCACCUGGGGCCUUAGGAUCAACAAUGAAUCUGGGGGCACAGACGUUCAGUCUACAGCAGUGAGCGUCUGUGGGUGCUGGCUCCGGCCCACACGCGUGUGCCACACACACGGAGGCGGCUAUUGGUUAAAUUCUAUUGUGUGGCGUCCAGGGUGGAGAGGGCAGGGCCAAAGGGGUCUGUGAAACAGUGCCGGCGCCCGAGCAGUGACAGAGCCCCCAGCGGGUGAGUAGGUGAGGGUGGCCUAUAGAGGAGGCCACUGUACACUCAGGUAAUCCACCAGAGGCGGCAGCAGGUCAGGGGACGCGCAGACUCACUCCGGCUCCGCAGUAGCUCGCGUCAGCUGUGCCCUCCCUGGUGCGUGGGUGUGUGUCACCUCUGAGCCGAGGUCCCGUGACCAGCAGGUCACUUGGGUGUUCCCGAGCAGACUGGACUUUGCUCUGAAACCACUCUCCGCCAAGGCGAUAAACACGUUUACAGGAGCGGCUGGGUUCCCUGCAGUGAGGGGGUGCUGUGUCUCGGGGGGACUGGCUGGAAGCAGGUCCCCCUGAGCAGCCAGGCUGCGUGGGGCGGAGAGGACAGCGGGGAGCAGGCGAGCAGCGAGGAAUGGUCCAGCUGAGCAGCGGAGGCGGCGAGGAGGCUCGGUGGGCACCAUGGAGCUUCCGCAGGGCCCGAGGAAGCCUCUCUCACAGAGAAGAGCCCGGUCCUGGGACAGGUCGCAGAAGCCCAGGAAGGACCCGGAGUCCCGGGAAGGCCAGUACCUCUCCCUGCCCGCCACGCCCCCCAGACGGGCGCCUGCGGGGAGGGCCCGCGAUGGCAGCCGGCACCUCAGCGGCCCAGGGUCUCCGGAGGCUCCGGGCCCCGAGGCCCUCAGCCUGGAGGCGGCCAGGGAGCUGCUCACCAGCGAGCAGAGGCCUCCGCGGGACAAGAAGGACAAGGCCCAGAGUCGCAGCCAGCAGGGGUGGCUGAAGACGAUGCUGAACUUCUUCCUGAGGACAGGCCCCGAGGAGGCCAAGGACAAGGCCGCCAGGAGGGCCAGGGCGAAGGAGGGCCUGCCCCCGCCAGCAGACACCUCGGAGCCCAGGAAGAAAGCCCACGACAAGAAGGCCGGCCGCAAGAAGCAUGGCCACAGGAAGCACGGGGAUGGGGACACCAAGGGGCCCCCAGGCCAGGAAGCCAGAGGCCAGGACACAGCUGCUGCCUGGCGCUCCCAGGAGGCCAGCCAGGGCCCAGGACCCAGAGGCGGAGCGGACCCUGGUCCCCACCAGUCCGUGCUCAUCGAGGGCCGGGGUGCUGGGGCCUCGGAGCCUUCUUCCCAAGCCACGGGCCGCCGGCCGGAGGAGGAGCCCCAGAAGCUUGACCAGCUUGACCAGGACACUAUCAUUCAGAUGAUAGUGCAGCUGCUCCGAGACGUGGGAGAUGAGUGGGAUGAAGAGGUCAGGGACCUGGCCCAGUUUUUCCCAUGCCCCCUACAACUUCAAGGCUCUCAGCGAGAAGUGGCCCCACAAAACCCGGCCCCAGCCGUGGUCAGGAAGAAAUCCCAGGAGAGAAAGUCCAGCCUCAGGAGAGCCUCUUCUCAUAAGAAGCAGGGCUCCGAGGAGCCCAGGAGAGCGGGGGCUGCGGAUGCUCCCAGCCCGGAGUCCCGGCCGUCCAAGAAGCCCGGCUUCCUGUACAUGUGCGUCGGGGGCCACCGGGCCUCCAUCUCCAGCAGCGUUGACUUGGAAGAACCUGAAGUCCAAGAGGCCUCGUCCACAGAUUGUGGGGGUCCAAGUCCCUUCGAGCUUCCCAUCCACACAGGAAGCCGGGCGCCCGGAGAGGACUUGCAGCCGGACAAAGCCUCAGAGUGCAAAGAAUUUAUCCAGAAGAUCAUCGCCCUACUCCAAGAUGCAGAGGAGCAGGAGGGGGAGAAGCAGCUCCAAGUCCAGGAGCCAGAGGUGGCCUCGGAAAACCCGGCCCCACCCUGCAGGAAGAAAUCCCAAGAGAAGAAGUCGAGCUUCCGCAAAGCCUUUUCCCAUAAGAAGCAUGGCUCCAAGGAGCCCAAGAGAGCGGGGGCUGCAGGUGCCGCCAGCCCGGAGUCCCGGCGGCCCAGGAGGCCCACCUAUCUGCCCCUGUGUGGGGGGGGCCAUCGGCCCUCCAUCUCCAGCAGCGUUGAUCCGGAGGGUCCUGAGUUCCGGGAGUCUUCGCCCGCAGAAGGGGGACGAGUCAGAUCCUCAGCAUCACCCUCCGAGGCCAGAAGCCACGAGCCAGAAGGGAGACCUCCGCCGGACGGAGCGUGUGAAUCUAAGGAGCUGGUCAUCCAGCAGCUGGUGGCGCUCCUCCCAGGAGUGGACGGCCGUUUGGGGGAGCAGAUCAGGCGACACCCCAGCCUUAAGAAGUUUUUCUACCAGCUCCCAGACUCGUCCCUCAGAAAGCUGGCGGCCACCCUGCGCAGACGGGGCGCCUGCUCCACUGAGCCCUGCAGGGGCCUCACGGAGAGGCCCUACCAGUUUGCCUUCGACUUGGCCAACAAGUACGCUGGCAGGAAUGGGCAAGCUGCCCUCAGCCUGAUGGGCCUGCGCUACCCCCAGCUUCCACACACGGAGGCCCCGCAGAACAUCACAAGUCUUGACAUCCAGAGUCCAGACUGAAAGCUGUGCCUUGCACUCAAGUGCCCUUGAACUAGCCAAGCAAUUGGUGGCUUUGCCAGGAGACCCCGAAGAUGCUCCAUGAUUGUCCCAAUCCGCUGCUUCCCAGACACGAUUGCAGAUAGAGGACAGCCUUCCGUGUCCUCACAUCACCGUAGGCGUGAGACUGAGAGCGCACGACGCAUUCUCCCACAGAGCGAGAGGCGGACACACCCUGUUGGGAGAAAUAGCACUGGACUGGGACUUGGGAGACGCCGGGCUUUGACUGCUGACCUGCUUCAAACUUGCUGCAAGACCCUGCAUGUCCCCGGCCCCGCAGACCUCGGGUUCUGGGUGAAGGGGACCCACUGUGUCCCUUUGGGUCCUGUGCUCCGAAAUCUGUCUAAAGAGGGGUGGUGAGUGCUUUUACGCUGCGGCUAAACAUAGCCUCCCCCCUGAGCUGGAGGCACUCGCCAAAUGAAUGAAUGCAUGAAUGAACAGAAAGUUGGAGAACUCCAGAUCCAGGCAGCUUGUCAGGCAUCCCUGGAGGCCUUGCUCCUCAGCUGGAAUUGUACAACCAGGGGUUCUGUCUCUGCGCUGUGGGGUGGGG